Messenger RNA from Rattus rattus (black rat), 1087 nucleotides. RefSeq names its product N-alpha-acetyltransferase 20, NatB catalytic subunit (gene Naa20). Bases 78 to 644 code for a protein of 188 amino acids. Gene Ontology annotation, biological process: N-terminal peptidyl-methionine acetylation. The record is from RefSeq and is a predicted model, not a curated record. The transcript has 6 exons. Gene Ontology annotation, cellular component: NatB complex. Gene Ontology annotation, molecular function: protein-N-terminal amino-acid acetyltransferase activity. Lineage: Eukaryota; Metazoa; Chordata; Mammalia; Rodentia; Muridae.
GCGGCCGCGGGCGCGAGUACUUCCGGUAGUGCGGGCGCUGGGUCGCGCUGAGUGGGUUGGAGGCUGGCGGCGGCGCAAUGACCACGCUCCGGGCCUUCACCUGCGACGACCUGUUCCGCUUCAACAACAUUAAUUUGGAUCCACUUACAGAAACUUAUGGGAUUCCUUUUUACUUACAGUACCUUGCGCACUGGCCAGAGUAUUUCAUCGUUGCCGAGGCACCUGGCGGAGAGCUAAUGGGUUAUAGUAAGUACAGUACCACUAGUACUUUUUUGGUUAUGGGCAAAGCAGAAGGCUCAGUAGCUAGGGAAGAGUGGCAUGGACAUGUCACAGCUCUGUCUGUCGCCCCUGAAUUCCGCCGUCUUGGCUUGGCUGCUAAACUUAUGGAGUUACUAGAGGAAAUUUCAGAAAGAAAAGGUGGAUUUUUUGUUGAUCUCUUCGUUAGAGUAUCCAAUCAAGUUGCUGUCAACAUGUACAAGCAGUUGGGUUACAGUGUCUACAGGACAGUCAUAGAGUACUACUCAGCCAGCAAUGGGGAGCCUGAUGAGGAUGCCUACGAUAUGAGGAAAGCACUUUCCAGGGACACUGAGAAGAAGUCCAUCAUCCCAUUACCUCAUCCUGUGAGGCCUGAGGACAUUGAAUAACCAUAGGCAGUGGUUCUUAGGCAGGCGUUCCAGACAGUUUGUGGACAUAUUAUUUUCAUAGGAUGAUCUUGGAGCUCGUAGGAGGAAAGCAAGCAUUUAAGUCUUAAAGACUUCAAAACAUGCAGGCUAUGAACUUACUUCAAAUCUUAUCCUUCCAAUGAGCAAUGGCAUACAUGUUCAACUGUUUGCCAUAGUAAAGUUCAAUCAAGGCAGCUAAGUCAGAAGGACACGUUCCACUAUCAUGGUUGACAGUACAUGCCAAGGAAAGACUCCUCCAUCCUCCUCCUAAAUCCUGUGCCUGAGAACCACUGCUGCACAUAUAUAAAUAUAUAUAUAUUUUAUUUUGUAUUGAUCUGUUAAUUGAAGCUUUAAAAGCAUAUAUGAAAUGUAUAAAUCUGAGAUGUAUAGUAAAACACAUUGUUGACUAUGAAUGUUUUCUGGAA